This is a messenger RNA of Cavia porcellus (domestic guinea pig), 4094 nucleotides long. It is a transcript of the gene Zcchc8, whose product is annotated as zinc finger CCHC-type containing 8. Gene Ontology annotation, cellular component: catalytic step 2 spliceosome. The record is from RefSeq and is a predicted model, not a curated record. Gene Ontology annotation, molecular function: zinc ion binding; RNA binding. The transcript is spliced from 14 exons. Lineage: Eukaryota; Metazoa; Chordata; Mammalia; Rodentia; Caviidae. The coding region runs from base 158 to 2308 and encodes 716 amino acids.
CUCCGGUGCGGUUGUGGCGGCCCGUGUUUGGGAAAAACUCUACCGGGUAGCUCGACGCGGGUCGAAGCCCUAGAAAGCGGUGGUGCCGCCCUACAACCUUCGUCCCCAGCUCCCGCGGCUGGCUCCGCCUCUCCUCGAAGCUUUCCCACCACCUAAAAUGGCGGCGGAAGUGGAUUUUGGCGACCUAGAGCUGUUCGAGGCGUUCGACCCCCCGGAGGAGUCGACUCCGAAGCCCGUUCACACCCGCUUCAAGGACGACGGCGACGAGGAGGACGAGGAGGAGGAAGAGGAGGACGAGAAUGGGUGCGGCGACGCGGAGCUGCGGGAGCGGCUUCGGCGGUGCGAGGAGACCGUGGAGCAGCUCCGCGCCGAGAAUCAAGAACUUAAAAGAAAAUUGAACAUUCUGACUCGACCCAGUGGAAUAUUGGUGAACAAUACUAAAUUAGAUGGACCUUUAUUGCAAAUUCUAUUUAUGAACAAUGUUAUUUCAAAGCAAUAUCAUCAAGAAAUAGAGGAAUUUGUGUCAAGUUUAGUAAAAAGAUUUGAGGAACAGCAGAAAAAUGAUGUGGAAAGAACGUCCUUUAAUCUUUUGCCCCAGCCAUCCAGUGUCGUGUUGGAAGAGGACCAUAAAGUAGAAGAAUCCUGUACCAGGAAAAACAGCAAGGAAGCUUUCAGUGUUGUAGGAAGUGUCCUGUAUUUUACUAAUUUUUGCCUUGAUAAAUUGGGGCAACCGCUUCUAAAUGAAAACCCUCAGCUUACCGAAGGAUGGGAAAUACCCAAGUACCAGCAAGUCUUCAGCCACAUUGUUUCUCUAGAAGGGCAAGAGAUACAAGUAAAGGCAAAAAGGCCAAAGCCUCACUGUUUCAAUUGUGGUUCGGAAGAGCAUCAGAUGAAAGACUGCCCGAUGCCCCGGAAUGCUGCACGAAUCAGUGAGAAGAGAAAAGAAUAUAUGGACGCCUGUAGUGAGGCAAACAAUCAGAAUUUUCAGCAGCGAUACCACGCAGAAGAAGUUGAAGAAAGAUUUGGAAAAUUCAAGCCAGGUGUGAUAAGUGAGGAACUUCAAGAUGCCCUGGGGGUGACGGACAAGAGUCUCCCCCCUUUUAUCUACCGGAUGCGCCAGCUAGGAUACCCACCAGGGUGGCUCAAGGAGGCUGAGUUGGAGAACUCAGGGCUUGCCCUCUACGAUGGAAAAGAUGAUGCUGAUGGAGAGACGGAAGUUGGAGAAAUACAUCAGAAUAAAAGUGUCACUUAUGAUCUCUCAAAAUUGGUGAACUACCCAGGUUUUAAUAUAUCGACUCCCAGAGGAAUUCCAGAUGAGUGGAGGAUCUUUGGUUCCAUCCCCAUGCAGGCCUGUCAGCAGAAGGAUGUGUUUGCCAGUUACCUGUCUUCUAACUUCCAAGCGCCCAGCGCUAAGUCCAGCAGCAAGCGGUCUUCGUCACAGUCUAGCUCUGGUAGCCCGAAGAAGCAGAGGAGGGAAGGCAGCUCCGCAGCCUCGCCUGCCGACAUGGAGCUGGACUCGGAUGCUGAAGCAGCCCAAGGCUCCCAGAGCGCCAGCGCCUUCCAGUUCCAGCCACCGCUGCCCCGAGGGACCCCACCGCCCGUCUUCGUGCCCCCGCUGCCCAAGGGUACCCCACCGCUCACACCCAGUGCUUCGCCGCAGCCUCGGGGCACGGCCACGGUGGAUGAGGAUGCGCUGACCCUGGAGGAGCUGGAGGAGCAGCAGCGGCGCAUCUGGGCGGCCCUGGAGCAGACGGAGGGCACUGCCAGCGACUCAGACCCGCCGCUGGACACUCCCCUUACCGGGACCUCCGUGGCCUCAUCGCCCUGUCCCCACGAGCUGGACCUCCAGGUCCCAGAGGAGAAGGUCCUGGAGGCGCCCGAGGCACCAGCCCCCAGUGCAGAGACUGCGGGCGCCGAGCGGGCCCCAAGUCCAGCCCCGGAGGCCACACAGAUUGGCCCGGGCCCACAGGAGGAGCUGGGGCCUGAGCCCGAGCCCGAACCUGAGUCCAAGCCCGAGCCCGUAGAGCCUGAAUCUGCAGAGCCUGAAUCCGUGGAGCCGGAGCCCGAAGCCGCCCCACUCGGCAACGGCACAGCUGUGCCAAACUGCAACAUCAGCAACGGGGGCGACCCCAGGCCUCCGACCGCCCCCCAGCUGCACAGCCCCGUCCCAGACAUGAGCAGGUUCGCCAUGGGGAUCACACCCUUUGAGUUCGAGAACUUGGCCGAGUCCACGGGGAUGUACCUGCGCAUCCGCAGCCUGCUCAGGAACUCGCCCCGCAACCAGCAGAGGAACAAGAAGCCCGAGUGACAGCCCCUGCCGGGCACAGUGCCACUCAGCCCCGCGCCCCAGGACUCCCGGCCCCGGGCUCGGCCCGCUUUAAAGAGUAGAAAGACAGCUCCGCGUGGCUGUUUUAUUCUGAGUGAGGAAGCGGGGUGGGGGCCGGUUACAGAUGCUGCGUUUCAGGGUUUACUGUUUUCAGAUUGUGGAUGUCCCUCGAGAGUGAUGUUUUUUAAUCAUCUUUUGUACAUUGUUUUCCCUUUCUACUUUUUGCUAAUUAUCCUGUAAACAAGUUUAAUAUAUCACUUUUUAAAGGAAAAAAAACUAGCCAUUUGAAAUUCAUAGCCCAACUCCGACAACCAAAUGAGAAAAAUCAGGGAUGAGCUGCUUUUCCCCAUUUGGGACAUUUUUGUAAGACUGCGGGCUCCAGUGUUAGCAACACUUUUACUGUUUGUAACUUCACUCUCCAAACAGAAGCUUACUAUAGGGUAUGUUCCCCUCUGGGUACAGAGAGUUAAUAAAUUAAUUUUCAUACACAUACUGAAAAAAAAGGUUUCACAGUUAAGUAUUUACCUUUAUGUUUGAAAGAAAAUUUUGUGGUUGCACAAGUUAUUGAUAAAAAAGGAAACAAGAAAAUUGCAAGUAUGGAUGCAUUUAGUGGACUUUAGCCCUAAAUACAGAAACCAAAAUGCUUUAAAAGUAGUUGUUAUUUUGAAAAAAAUGAAGAGAGGGGAGCUACCCUUCAUACAAAAAUAGACACUCAAUUUGAACUCACAAUGUUAUGAAACAAGUUGAUUGCUUUUUUUCUUCUUUUUGGUUUUUUGUUUGUUUUAAGACAGGCUUCCUUUUCUGUCAGUUAAACUGAGGGGAAAAAAAAGCCCAGGUAACACAGAGAAGUGAAAGGGCUUGGCGCUGUGUACAGUGUGCUGCCUAGCAGGCUUGUGCGGGUGCACACCUGUAAUCCCAGCACGCCGGGAGGCUGAGGAAGGAGGAUACCAGGUUCUAGCCCAGCUUGGUUUAGUGACUUAACAAGACCCUGUCUCAAAGCGGAAAAUCUUGGGCUGGGCAUACAGCACAGCACCUGCCUUGCAAGUGCUUGGUCAUGUUUUCUAUUUCCUGUACAAAAAAAGAAACAAAAUUUUGUAAAGGGCUGGGGGCAUAGGUCAGUGCAGAGGUCCUGGGUUCAAGUCCUAGUACCACAAUAAAAUAAAAAUGUGGAUCGUGGAAGAUCAGUCUUCAAGGGAAAACUUGACUAUUCCUUAAACUAUAGAAGUCAUUGUUCAAAUGUGCUCUCAGCAUUGCAUUGGUAAGUCUGCAGAUACCAGGGCUACCAAACAGUUACCUCCUAGCCAUACGGCAGGUAGCGUGCUAAAGUGGCUUUGUACUUUACCCCAUUUCACACUUGCCAUGUUGUGUGGCUUCUGUUGACUUGUUUUCUGUAGAGGGAAUCCCUAAGCCACAUAGGAAUCUUAAGACACCAAAGUCCCCACCUCUGAACUCCAUAUCCAGCCUGCCUGGAACAGUUCUGUAAGCCUCGGGUUAAUCAAAAAUAUGGGUCUGAGCUGGGUGUGAUGGGGUACACCUAUAAUCCCAGAAUAGGGGAUGCCGAGGCAGGAGGAUUAUUGUGACCAUUGUGAUCACUGAGACCAGUCUGGGCUACAAAGUGAGCUCAAGGCCAGCCUCAACUGCAUAGCGAGACCCUGUCUCAAAAAGACAAAAAAAAAAAUGGGAGAGGGGGUCCUAUUUCAUCUGUUUAGUUACUUUUUGAAGACUGUGUCCCAUAUGUUUUGGGUCAAUAAAAGUAUUAAUAGCCAUA